Messenger RNA from Lotus japonicus, 1195 nucleotides. RefSeq names its product proteasome subunit alpha type-5. Gene Ontology annotation, cellular component: proteasome core complex; proteasome core complex, alpha-subunit complex; nucleus. Bases 147 to 860 code for a protein of 237 amino acids. Gene Ontology annotation, biological process: proteasome-mediated ubiquitin-dependent protein catabolic process. The record is from RefSeq and is a predicted model, not a curated record. NCBI's taxonomy places the organism in Eukaryota, Viridiplantae, Streptophyta, Magnoliopsida, Fabales, Fabaceae. The transcript is spliced from 10 exons.
UUGAACAAGAAAGAAUAGCAAAUAGCCUAAUAAGCAAAACCCCUCUCUCUUCCCUUCACAAACCACAGUCAGUAUCAGUAGUCUCAGAAAGCAAGCAAAACCCAGUUCCUCUCUUUUUGCAGUGAUUUCAUCGAAUCGAAUCCACCAUGUUUCUCACAAGGACUGAGUAUGACCGAGGAGUCAACACCUUUUCCCCUGAAGGCCGUUUGUUUCAGGUUGAAUAUGCAAUUGAAGCCAUUAAGCUGGGAUCAACUGCUAUUGGGUUGAAGACGAAAGAGGGUGUUGUCCUUGCAGUUGAAAAGCGUAUUACUUCACCGCUGCUGGAGCCUAGCAGUGUGGAGAAAAUUAUGGAAAUUGAUGCGCAUAUAGGUUGUGCAAUGAGUGGAUUGAUUGCUGAUGCUCGAACACUUGUUGAGCAUGCACGAGUUGAAACUCAGAAUCAUAGGUUCUCUUACGGUGAACCAAUGACUGUAGAGUCCACAACUCAAGCUCUUUGUGAUCUAGCCUUACGUUUUGGUGAAGGCGAUGAAGAGUCCAUGUCUCGACCAUUUGGAGUGUCUCUCCUCAUUGCAGGCCAUGAUGAGAAUGGACCUAGUCUAUAUUAUACUGAUCCGUCUGGCACAUUUUGGCAAUGCAAUGCAAAAGCCAUUGGUUCAGGAUCAGAAGGUGCUGACAGUUCUCUGCAAGAACAAUACAACAAGGAACUAACUCUUCAAGAAGCUGAGACUAUUGCUUUAUCCAUUCUGAAACAGGUUAUGGAAGAGAAGGUUACUCCCAACAACGUGGACAUUGCCAAGGUUUCUCCAACAUAUCAUCUCUAUACACCCGCUGAGGUGGAAGCUGUGAUAAGUCGCCUAUGAUUUCCUUUAGUGCGAUUUGCUCUCUUCAGCAUUUGUUUCCUAUUCUUCCUGCAUGUACUCCUAUUUACUAGUUUUGCACUGAACCUUUUGUGGUGGAUGUUACUAGCAUUGCUACACGUGUGGCUAAGUUGUACUCUAUAAUAGAUUCUCAUGUCAUAUUUGCUACAUUCAGUCAAGUUGGAAUUGAGGACUAAAGGUUUCAGUGUUUGAGAAAAAACAUUACAUGAGUGCACUCGUCUUUAACUGUGGACAACCACCGUGGUUGCAUAUUUUUGCUAUAUGAUGUCAAGGUGUGGGUGAAAUCUUUAAAACAAAAGCAAACAGAGGUUCAGAAA